AAAAAUACUCUCUUCCGCAGCAAGACGCAGAUUGCCCCAAAGUUCAUGGCUCAAUUGCCAUGAAUCGAUGAUUCUCCUCUUCUCCUGUCUUCAUUCAAUAAUAGGCCUGCUCUCUCCUCCCAUCUUCGUCAGAAUCUCCAAAACCUCGAGGUUUCUGACCAUGGCGGACCAGAGCCACUCCGAUUUACAGAAAAAGAGGCUAGGCAAUGACCGGAAAAGUGCCGCAAUUUACCCUGUGCCAUUGUCCCCGCCGUUUCCGGCCAUAUCCAAGCAAAUGGAGUUGAAUAGAGCCAUGGCAGCUUCUUCAAAAUCGAGCCUGUUUUCUCUCUCUAGAAGUGAUGUCCUCUUCGAGGACGAUUGGCUUGUUGCUGUGAAUAAGCCUCAGGGGGUGUAUUGCGAGGCCGUCCUGCCUUCGAUCCCCAGUCUGCUCAAUGAGUUUGAUGAUUCUGCUCAACUCGGGGCCCAAGUCAAUCUCCCGGAGCUCCACCUUGCUAAUAGACUUGACCGUGACACCAGUGGGGUAAUGUUAAUAACCAAAUCACACAAAGUAGCUGCUAAGCUAGUGAAGGCUUUUACAAACCACAAGGUCAGGAAAACAUACAUUGCUUUCUGCAUUGGACAAGUACCAGAAUGGAAAAGAAUCACCAUUAAGUCGGGUCAUGGUCGAUCGAAGUUUGGAGCCUGGCGCGUCUAUGCUUUCCAAGAUGUUGGUCGAGCUUUACCCGGCAGAUCAGUUGUUAGAGACAUGCAAACUCUUUUUGAAGUAUUAUCAGUUAAUGGGCAGGGGUGCUUCAAAGAGUUAUCUGAGCGUGAAGAAAAAGUUAUAAUAGUUGAAGAAAAAUCUGUGACAGAUACUAAUCUGCAUCACAAUGAAAUUUUGGUGCGAGCAUAUCCACAAAGUGGAAGAACUCAUCAAAUUCGUUUGCAUUGCCAAUACCUUGGAAUUCCCAUUAGAGGAGAUGUGAAGUACGAGGGUGUCUUUGAGUGGAAAGGGGGAACAUUUGAUGGUCAUGAACUUCAUGCAGAGAGCUUGUCCUUCGAGCACCCAGUUACAGGUCUUCCACUAGUGCUUCAGGCACCCUUGCCAUUGUGGGCAAGCCAAGCACUGCAGCCGUUGUCAAGUUAAAUAUUUAUCAUCAGUCUGUAACUAUUGAUUAUUCCUCUCAUCAACAAUGGUUUUCUUUUUUGUUUUUGCUCUAUUUCUUGGUUUUUCUGUACUUAUUUGUGCAAUAACUGGAAUUUUACAACGCCAUGUGAUAUGUUGAAUUUUGUUGACCGGCAGCUUAUUGGAAUAGUUAAAUAUAUCCUUGAUUUCCA
Molecule: messenger RNA, 1317 nt
Organism: Diospyros lotus (date-plum)
Lineage: Eukaryota; Viridiplantae; Streptophyta; Magnoliopsida; Ericales; Ebenaceae
Product: RNA pseudouridine synthase 1
Exons: 2
Coding region: 68-1126 (352 amino acids)
Biological process (GO): pseudouridine synthesis
Molecular function (GO): RNA binding; pseudouridine synthase activity
Source: RefSeq, a predicted model, not a curated record